AGAGACAAAUCUGCAUUAGAUUCAAACGGAACAAAAAUGCUCACUAAGCUUAGGAUUAGUAAGCUUGUUUCGUAUAGGAGAAUCUUCCAACGGAGGUUUCUGGUAACGAACAACGCUUUCUCCAACACUGAGGAGGAGUCGCCGGUUGUUGCCGCAGAGUCACCGGAGCUUCCGUCUUGGAUUAAAGACUUUCUAUCAAACAAGCUUUCUUCUACGAGUUCGGUUUCCAAAGAUGAUGAAGAUUUCGUUAUCCCUUCUUUGGCGAAUUGGGUCGAGAGCCAGAAGUUUAGUCGUGAAGAAGUUUCAAAGGGAAAUGUAGUGAAGAAACCAGUGGAAGAUAUUGAUAAAGUUUGCGACUUUUUGAAUAAGAAGGACGCGUCUCAUGGGGAUGUUGUUAAAGAGUUGAGUGGGUGUGAUGUGGUAGUUACAGAGAGUUUGGUUUUGCAAGUUUUGAGAAGGUUUAGUAAUGGAUGGAAUCAAGCUUAUGGGUUUUUCAUUUGGGCAAAAUCACAAACAGGUUAUGUGCAUUCAGGUCGGAGUUAUAAUGCAAUGGUUGAUGUGUUGGGGAAAUGUAGGAAUUUUGAUUUGAUGUGGGAAUUAGUUGAUGAGAUGAAGAAGAGUGAAGAAUCUGGGCUUGUUACGCUAGAUACGAUGAGUAAGGUUAUGAGGAGAUUGGCGAAGUCUGGGAAAUAUAGUGAAGCUGUUGAUGCUUUUUUAGGGAUGGAGAAAAGUUAUGGUGUGAAUACAGAUACUAAUGCUAUGAAUAGUUUGAUGGAUGCACUUGUGAAAGAGAAUAGUAUAGAGCAUGCUCAUGAAGUUUUUCUGAAGCUUUUUGAUACAAUUAAGCCGGAUGCUAGGACAUUCAAUAUUUUGAUUCACGGGUUUUGUAAAGCUCGGAAAUUUGAUGAUGCUAGGACGAUGAUGGAUUUGAUGAAGGUUACUGAGUUUAGUCCUGAUGUUGUUACUUACACAAGCUUUGUGGAAGGUUAUUGUAGGGAAGGAGAUUUUAGGAGAGUUAAUGAAAUGUUGGAAGAAAUGCGAGAGAACGGGUGUAAUCCUAAUGUUGUGACUUAUACGAUUGUGAUGCAUGCUUUGGGUAAAUCUAAACAAGUAUCUGAAGCUUUAGGAGUUUAUGAGAAGAUGAAAGAAGAUGGUUGUGUUCCUGAUGCUAAGUUUUAUAGCUCAUUGAUACAUAUUUUGUCGAAGACUGGUAGGUUUAAGGAUGCAGCUGAGAUAUUCGAGGACAUGACGAAUCAAGGAGUUCCUCGUGAUGUUUUGGUCUACAAUACCAUGAUUUCCGCUGCACUUCAUCACUCACGAGAUGAGAUGGCUCUACGUUUGCUUAAAAGGAUGGAGGAUGAGGAGGAGGAAUCGUGCAGUCCAAACGUUGAGACUUAUGCUCCAUUGCUAAAGAUGUGUUGCCAUAAGAAGAAAAUGAAGCUACUUGGAAUCCUGUUGCAUCACAUGUUGAAAAACGAUGUCAGCAUCGAUGUGUCUACAUAUAUUCUUCUCAUUAGAGGGUUAUGUAUGAGCGGGAAAGUUGAAGAAGCUUGCUUGUUCUUCGAAGAAGCGGUACGGAAAGGAAUUGUUCCUAGAGAUAGCACUUGCAAAAUGUUGGUAGAGGAGCUUGAGAAGAAAAAUAUGGCAGAAGCAAAACUCAAGAUUCAGAGUUUGGUUCAAUCGAAAACAAUGACCGAUUCUCAUAGUCCUUUAUCUGUUUCGUAGAGCCAUGGCUCAAAAGUUUUGUUUUUUUUUCUGUUGAAUGAUAAUCUUUUACUGUUAGAUCUCAAAUCAUGUUUUACCUUACUAAAAUGAAAUGAAUUUACAUGGAUUAUGUAAUGUUUGAUGAAUCAAUUUGUCACAAGUUU
This is a messenger RNA of Arabidopsis arenosa, 1868 nucleotides long. Lineage: Eukaryota; Viridiplantae; Streptophyta; Magnoliopsida; Brassicales; Brassicaceae. The record is from the annotation of a GenBank genome assembly.